Hypoxylon fragiforme is the source of this 2139-nucleotide messenger RNA. Its product is annotated as FAD dependent oxidoreductase. Lineage: Eukaryota; Fungi; Ascomycota; Sordariomycetes; Xylariales; Hypoxylaceae. The coding region runs from base 336 to 1802 and encodes 488 amino acids. Gene Ontology annotation, molecular function: flavin adenine dinucleotide binding; sarcosine oxidase activity. The record is from RefSeq and is a predicted model, not a curated record. The transcript has 5 exons.
AAGUGUCUGCUUAUACUAAUACAUAUGUCACUCAUAAUGCAAAGCACUAUCUAAUAAGGAGUGGGGAUAAGUCUAUACUACUAGCCAGGCCAGGUAGGGAUAUAAUGAUAGCCAGUCCAUAUAGAUAUAGAUAGCGGGGUUGCUAUCGCGUGCUACCGUACAGACGGGAUCCCUCAUCGCGAAGAACCGAACUCGGAUCUAACUAUUCCUCUAUUCUUUUUUUUUUCUUUUUCUUUUCUGUUAUAUUUUCCUCUCUCUCUCUCUCUCUCUUGAUUCGAUUCACCCUUCCCUCCAAAACAACAAGAAUCAAGAAGGGGGAAAUAAAGGAAAACAAAAUGCCACAAAUCACCCCCACCUCGAAAAUCGUCAUCGUCGGCUCCGGCGUCUUCGGCAUCUCCACUGCCCUCUGGCUCGCCCGCGCCGGGUACACGGACGUCUCCGUGCUCGACAUGCAGGACACCGCCGCCGCCGGGUACGACCCGCUCUCCGGCAUCGACUCCGCGUCUGCGGAUCUGAAUAAGAUUGUGCGGUUUAGCUACGGCGCGGAGAUCGAGUACCAGCGGCUCGCGACGGAGGCGGCGGGGUUGUGGGGGGAGUGGAAUCGGGAGGUUGAGGGGGCGGAGGAGGGGGGGGGAGGGGAGGGGAGGUUGUGGUGGAACACGGGGUUCCUGCGCAUGAGUGCUAGCGGGGAGCUGGGCGCGUUCGAGAUCGAGACGUUGCGGAAUAUGGAGAAGGAGGGGAUCAGGGAGUUUCAGUUCGUCUGCGACGAUGACGCAGACAUCGCCCGCGCCAAAGAAAGGGGCUGGGCGCACAAGCUCGACCCGUGCCGACGACAGGAGCGGUUCGGGUCGCACAAGGCCGUGCUCGAUUCCACGGCCGGCUUCGUCUACGCGUAUAAGAGCUGUGCGUGGGCGCAGCAUCUUGCGAGGAGGGAGGGGGUGAAGAUGGUGCUGGAUCCGGUGCGUGGGAAGGUGGUGGAUAUUGCGUCUGGUGGGGAUGGUCGGCCGGUGGUGGCUACGGCGGAUGGGCAGGAGCAUGUCGCUGAUUUGGUUGUUGUUGCUGGAGGCGGGUGGACGCCGUCACUGAUCCCGGAGGUCCAGGAUCUACUCGAAACAACGGCGGGCUCGGUGGCCACAGUCCAGAUCCCCAGGGACCGCGCCGACCUGUGGGAACGGUUCGCGCCGGAAAACCAUCCGGUGAUUUCAUGGGGAUCGCGGGAGGGUAAGGAAGUGUAUAGUCUGCCGCGAGAUGAGAAUGGUGUUUUCAAGAUUGGGUGGCGGAAGACUAAAUGGACCAACUUCCAAGAUGUUCGCGGAAACCGCAUAUCAGUUCCCAAGACGGCACACGUAACAGAAGAGAAGGAGACGCGGAUCCCGCUUGAAGCUCUCAACGGGAUAAAAGAGUACAUCGCCCUCAACUUCCCCGAACUCACCCCCCUCGGCAUCUCCUCCACGCGCCUCUGCUGGUACACCGACAGCAUCGACAACUCCUUCGUCGUGGACUUCGUCCCCGGGCGCCCCGGCGUAGCCGUGUGCUCCGGCGGCAGCGGGUACGGGUUUAAGUUUUUGCCUGUGCUAGGGAGAGAGGUUGUGAAGAUAUUGGAGGGGAAGGGGGCGGAGACGGUUUAUGGGAGGAUGUGGAGGUGGAGGGGUGGUGGUGAGGAUGCUGGGGGUGAGGAUGGGGAUGGGGAUGGGGAGAGUGGUAUUGAUGGGAGGAGAAAUGGCUUGGAGGAAGGGGAACAGGGGCCGAGGGUGUUGGCGAAGCAGAAGAUGGCUGAGGUGGAGGAUUGGAAGUUUACGUGAAGCAAAAGUUCUUACACAGCAUCUAGGUAGAUAUCCUGCGGUUGGUGAUUUACUUUAAGGGACUAUAGAUCGUACCUACAUACCGCGGUCAUUCGUAUCCGUACGCAAUGCCACGCUACGUGUCGACAAUGUCUCCCUAUUGUCUAGCCCCUCGCAUAAAAAGUUGAUGAUAUGCGGAGGUAUGUUUUCCAUCAUCUCAGAUUCUUCAGACAGAAUUUCAAAAGAAUCGCUGUUUGUUCUACUGCGACGAAAUACCUAUAUCACUCGACCCCUGGCAACCGGCGAAUUGGCACUACUAGGCCUAGGCACUACAACCUCGAGUAUCUCUCCUAUCAUU